Antechinus flavipes (yellow-footed antechinus) is the source of this 6485-nucleotide messenger RNA. RefSeq names its product BCL11 transcription factor B (gene BCL11B). The transcript is spliced from 4 exons. The record is from RefSeq and is a predicted model, not a curated record. Gene Ontology annotation, cellular component: nucleus. Bases 869 to 3526 code for a protein of 885 amino acids. Gene Ontology annotation, biological process: positive regulation of transcription by RNA polymerase II. Gene Ontology annotation, molecular function: RNA polymerase II cis-regulatory region sequence-specific DNA binding; DNA-binding transcription factor activity. NCBI's taxonomy places the organism in Eukaryota, Metazoa, Chordata, Mammalia, Dasyuromorphia, Dasyuridae.
UUUAUCCCAUUGUACAGAGGCAGCCCCAGCCAUAGAGAGACAGAGAGCUCCCAGAGAACCUGGACUCCGCCAUCUUCACAUUGCAAUAUAUAUUUAUAUAUCUAUAUAUAUAAUAGUAAUAGCUCGCACCGACCCAACAGCACUGGGCUACCGUCCUACCUUCCUUCCCCUGUGCCAGGCGAGGGAGAACAGUGCAAAGUGGUGCAGGGACUCUGGGAACCCAAGGCAUAGGGCGAGCGUUCCAGGUGAACUGGAAAGGAGACACUACUGAGCUGCCCCCCAAAACCAGCCAAAAGGGUUAGUGUCAGAAAAAAUUGGGGGCAGUUUUAUGUUUAUUUUUUUUCUUUCUUUCUUUUUUUUUUUUUCAAGGGGCGGGGGAAAACAAGUCCCAAGUUUUAUUUUAUUUUAUUCUUUUUCAUAUUCUUUUUUCCGUCCUGGUGGAAGUGCGCUUUCUACCUACCAGAGACUUUGGAGAAAAGUGUCACGGGUUGGUGCAAAAUCCUCUAAGUUCAAGAAGAGAUUUGGAAGUCCAAGUGGCCAAACAGUUUGGAGAAGUGAGAGACAGAACGAUAUUUUUUUUUUCUUUACCUCUUAAUUUUUUUUUUUUUUAAUACUGGGGUAUUUCAUCUAGUGCACGACAUCAACAAGAGUUUUUUUUUUUCUUUCUAAAAUUUAAAUUUGAAAGUUUUUUUAAAACUAGAAGAACAAAAUAAAGAAGAAGAAGAAGAGGAGGAAGAGGGGGCAAGAAAGAAAGGAGGAAAAAAAGGAGGCGGGGAGCAGCAGCGGCUUUAACCUCCACCCCCCCUCCCCUCUCCAUUCCCCCCAACCGGUACAGCUCUCCGGGCGAUGUCAGUGUAAAUGCCAGGCAAUGUCCCGCCGCAAACAGGGGAACCCGCAACACUUGUCACAAAGGGAGAUUAUCACACCAGAGGCUGACCAUGUGGAAGCCGCCAUUGUCGACGAAGAUGAAGGUCUUGAGAUAGAGGAGCCGGGUGGCCUGGGGCUGACCGCAGGUGGGACAGAUCCAGACUUGCUGACCUGUGGACAGUGUCAGAUGAACUUCCCCUUGAGAGACAUCCUGGUGUUUAUAGAGCACAAGAAGAAACAGUGUAGUGGGAGCCUUGGUGUUUGCCAUUAUGAGAAGAGCCUGGAUAAAAGCAGUCCUCCCCCUUCGUCACGCUCCGAGCUCAGGAAAGUGUCAGAGCCAGUGGAAAUCGGGAUCCAAGUCACCCCGGAUGAAGAAGACCGUCUACUGACGCCCACAAAAGGAAUUUGUCCGAAGCAGGAAAAUAUUGCAGGGCCUUCCAGGCCUGCCAAGCUGCCGGCAGCUCCCAUAACUGCCUCCUCCCACCCUCACACAUCUGUGAUUACGCCACCUCUCCGCACCCUGGCCUCUCUCCCACCCUGCUUUAGCCUGCCCUGCUGUGCUGGCCAUUCAGUCUCAGUUGGUGGGACUCAGGCUGAGAGUCAGACUGAGACUUCAGGCACCUUUGGAUGCCAUUGUCAGUUGUCAGGUAAAGAUGAGCCUUCAAGCUAUAUUUGCACAACAUGCAAGCAACCUUUUAACAGCGCCUGGUUCUUGCUUCAACAUGCCCAAAACACACAUGGAUUCCGCAUCUAUUUGGAAACAAGCCCUUCAAACAGUUCCCUUACUCCACGGAUCACCAUCCCUCCUCCUCUGGGACCAGAGGCUGUUGCACAGUCCCCGCUGAUGAACUUCCUCGGAGAUAACAACCCUUUUAGUCUCUUACGAAUGACAGGCCCCAUCCUGCGUGACCAUCCCGGCUUUGGCGAGGGCCGGCUCCCCAACACUCCCCCACUUUUCAGCCCACCACCCCGUCACCAUCUGGACCCACAUCGCCUUAGUGCCGAAGAAAUGGGGUUAGUUGCCCAGCAUCCCAGUGCCUUUGACAGAGUCAUGCGUUUGAACCCCAUGGCAAUCGAUUCGCCAGCGAUGGAUUUCUCCAGGAGGCUCCGAGAGCUGGCGGGGAACAACUCGACCCCUCCUCCAGUCUCACCAAACCGCAGCAACCCUAUGCAUCGCUUAUUGAACCCCUUUCAGCCAAGCCCUAAAUCACCUUUUAUGAGUACCCCUCCACUGCCCCCCAUGCCUCCUAGCAGUACGACUCCUCCCCAACCUCAGGCGAAGAGUAAAUCCUGUGAAUUCUGUGGGAAAACGUUCAAGUUUCAAAGCAAUCUCAUAGUCCAUCGCCGUAGUCACACAGGAGAAAAGCCCUACAAAUGUCAGCUCUGUGACCACGCUUGUUCCCAGGCCAGUAAGCUAAAGCGUCAUAUGAAAACCCAUAUGCACAAAGCCGGCUCCAUGACGGGCAGGUCGGACGACGGACUCUCCACCACCAGCUCCCCGGAGCCGGGCACGAGCGAGCUCACCGGGGAGGGGCUGAAGUCCAGCGAGGCUGACUUCAGGAACGAAAGCGACCCCUCCCUGGGCCACGACAAUGAGGAAGAGGAGGAGGAGGAGGAGGAGGAAGAGGAGCUGGAAAAUGAGAGCAGACCCGAGUCGAGUUUCAGCAUGGAUUCCGAGCUGAGCCGCAAUCGAGAAAAUGGCUCCAAGUCUCUCCCGGACGAAAAGUCCCUCGUUCUGGGGAAGGUGAUCGAGAACGUCAGCCUCGGCGCCAUCCAGCAGUACAACGACAUGCUGGCCGAGAAGCAGAAGAGGAGCAGUUUCAUGAAAAGGAGCUCAGACCAGCGGGACCUGUGUUCUCGAGACCUCUGUCAGAGGGACACCGGCGACGAAGACUCGGUGGCCGGGGAGCUCGACCGCACCGAGGAAGGGACGGUCAACGGGAGGAGCUUCGGCCCCGGCGAGCCCUUCCCGGGCCUGUUCCCGCGCAAGCCGACGCCCAUCACGAGCCCCAGCUUAAACAAUUCGUCCAAGAGGAUCAAGAUAGAGAAGGACUUGGACUUGCCCCCCACCACCAUCAUCCCUUCGGAAAAUGUUUACUCCCAGUGGCUGGUGGGCUACGCGGCCUCGAGACACUUCAUGAAGGAUCCCUUUCUCGGAUUCACAGACUCCCGCCAGUCGCCCUUUGCCACCUCCUCCGAGCACUCCUCCGAGAACGGGAGCCUGCGCUUCUCCACCCCCCCGGGGGACAUGCUGGAUGGAGGCCUCUCGGGGCGCAGUGGGACGGCCAGCGGAGGCAGCACCCCCCACAUCAGCGGCCCGGGGCCCGGCCGGCCCAGCUCCAAGGAGGGGCGCCGCAGCGACACCUGCGAGUACUGCGGCAAGGUUUUUAAGAACUGCAGCAACCUGACGGUCCACCGUCGGAGCCACACGGGAGAAAGGCCUUACAAAUGUGAGCUCUGCAACUACGCGUGCGCCCAGAGCAGUAAGCUAACCCGCCAUAUGAAAACCCAUGGCCAGAUAGGAAAAGAGGUCUACCGGUGUGAUAUUUGCCAGAUGCCAUUCAGCGUUUAUAGCACCCUGGAAAAACACAUGAAAAAAUGGCACGGAGAACAUUUGCUGACAAAUGAUGUGAAAAUAGAGCAGGCCGAAAGAAGCUAAAGGCCCCCACGUCCCCUCUCUUCCCUCCCCCCGGCAUCCCCUUCCCUCCUCAUUCCCAACUGGGUUAAAUCAGGGGUCUAGGUAACAUUUAAUUUGUACAGUUUAACUAUUGCCAACUGAGAAAAUGCUGACUUAAUUUUUGCCUCCAUAAACAUAACUUAGCAUAACUAUGGUAGGUGCCAGGAAAUGGCACUCAAAUUUAACCUGUGUCUACAAAGUUCUAUUAAACCUGAGGGUUGAUUAAGGCAGUAAAAAUUGUGGAGCCUUUUAACUGUGCAAUAAUUUCUGUAUUUAUUGGGUUUUUGUAAUUUUUUUUUUUUUGGCAUGUGCAGGUACUUUUUUAUUAUUAUUCUUUCUGUUUAAAUUUCUUUUCAAAUUUUGUUGGGUAUCUCUUAUUAAUUUUACCCAGUAGUAGCCUGAGAUUACUUGCAUUGUAGGGGAGAAACAUAUCGUUUAAAUUAUAAUUUUUGGGCCGCUGCUUUUUUGAAAUUUAAGCUACGCAUGUGUAAUUUCUUGUGAAGAAGCCAACACUUAAAUAACUUUUAAAUAACUUUUAAAGUUGUUUUUUCCCUUCCCCCCCAAGACACACACACACAAAAUAAAAGAAAGAAAAAAAAAGGCAAGCAAGUGGGGAGUAUAGGGGGGUGGGGGAGUACAGCGGAUAACAAUCUUUAAAAUUGUAGCACUUUCUUUCGGAAUUGGAUCUGAAAUGUAGCACUGAUGAAGUCAUGUGUGACUGAGGCCUUUGUUUUGGUUUGUUUUCAAAUAGUUUUCAACAUUCAAGUUUUGUAACUGGAAAAAAAGACAAAAUGAAAUAAAAAAUAAUCAACCCCACAAAAAUCAUCCCCAUGAGACAAAGCAGGUUUUGUGUAAAGGCAGCCACAGUCAGUAGCAUUCUUCAAUUGUGCAUUAUCGGCAGAUAACAUGACUUCAUCGGACUGUUGGUGAUGCCUUGAGAUGCAAAGUGGCUAUCACUUGUCUUAGAAUAUCCAAACUGGUCAAGGUAGAAGGACCAUCUAGAUGUGAUGAAGAGUGUUCCCUGUAUUCACAGGGAAGCAAGAAAAUGAUAAAUGUCUCCUAGCUUAAGUUGUCUUCUUUCUGUAGUGUAGAGCUACUGAAAUCAUUAGUUAGAUGCUUAAGGGCUAACUGUUAGCUUCCAAAUCAGGAAAAAGUCAAGUAUCGAUAACCCUGAGGAUCUGAAGAAGCUAGAGUUAUCUCUUGUAAUGCACAAUGGUGCUAUUGUUAAGGAGAGAAAACAUGAAAAUUUUCUGGUCCUUUGGUCAGAACUGAAAUUCUGAAAAAAUUAGGAUGAAAGGUACCUUCCCAUAUUUUUCUCCCUAGCCCAUUAGGACAAACGGUACUGAACUGAGAACAGUUAAGGUUAGACAUUUUAAUUAUGUUGACCUGCACUUUAAAACUUUUGUUUGCAUAUAAAUUAAAUGGCUUCUAAACAAGAAAUUGCAGCAUAUUUUACUUGGCCCAGAGGUGGGUUAAACUGUUAAGGGGACAGCUGAGAGAUUAAGUGUCAGUGUUGCUAAGCAUGGCAUUCACAAUACUGGCACUAUAAAGAAAAAAGAUAAAAUAAUAAUUUAUUGGACAGUUUUUCUACUGCCAUUCAAUUUGACGUGAGUGCCUUGAAAACUGAUCUUCCUAUUUGAGUCUCUUGAGACAAAUGCAAAACUUUUUUUUUUGUGAAAUGAAAAGACUUUUGCAAAAGAGUAAAAACCAGAAAAGUACAUUCUUUACAAACAAAUAUACAAAAAAAGCCACAUUUACUUUAAAAAAGAAAAAAAAAAUCCUGGUUGAAGAUAGAGGACAUGAAAAAUGCCAUAAGACCCAAUCCAAUGAAGAUGUAUACCCAGCACAACUUCGGACAUCCAUUGGCUGAAUUAUUCUCAGCUUGGUUUUUUUUUUCCAGGACAACGCUGCUUAGGAAAUGGAAUGGAGGUGACUUACUGCUGAAUUUAAACUCAAGUGACACACGUUACAAGUUGUUAUCGUUGAAUGAAAAAAAAAACAAUUCAGGAACAACGGCUAAUUUUUUUUUAAAGUUAAAUUUAGUGCACUCUGUCUUAAAAUACGUUUACAGUAUUGGAUACAUACAAGGGUAAAAAAAAAAUUGUGUGUAUGUGUGUUUGAGAGAUCAUUUUUUUUUUCAAAGUUUGCUUAAUAGGUUAUAAAAGAAAUGCCGUGAUGGCCAUGUGUAUAUUGUUUUCUUUUGGUGACGGGGUUUUAGUAUAUAUUAUAUAUAUUAAAAUUUCUUGAUUACUGUAAAAGUGGACCAGUAUUUGUAAUAAUGGAGAAUGCCUGGGCAUUUUACAAAACCAGGAAAAAAAAAAACCCUUUUCUUUUUCCUUGAAAAUGUUGCAGUAAAAUUUAAAUGGUGGGUCUAUAAAUUUGUUCUUGUCACUGUAACUGUAAAGUCUGAGUUUUAGUAAAUUUUUUUCUGCCUUGGGUGUUGAAUUUUUAUUUCAAAAAAAUGUAUAGAAACUUGUAUUUGGGGAUUAAAAGGGGAUUGCUACACCAUGUAGAAAAAGUAUGUAGAAAAAAGUGCUUAAUAUUGUUAUUGCUUUGCAGAAAAAAAAUCACAUUUUGACCUGUACUUAUUUUUUCUCUCUCCCCUCCCCUCUUUCUUCCCCUUCCCUCCCCCCUCCAGAAUGGACAUUGAUAUUGGUUGAUUCAUAUGAUGUAGGCACUCAUUGUAUUUCUAUUGGAGCUUGUAAUUUUUUAACUGUACGCUUGUCCUUUUAAAGGGAUUUCAUGUACCUUUUUUGUUAGUGAAUUUGGAAAUAAAACACAAAAGACAAACAGGCUGCCAUAAUAUAUUUUUUAAUUUGGCAGGAUAAAAUAUUGCAAAAAAAUUUGUAUGUUAAGACCUAUUGUAAAAGAGAAAAAGGUUGUUUGACAACCUUGGAGUAAAAGAAACAAAGUGACGUGUUUAAAUGGUUUUGUUCACAAA